CUUUAUUACAUUUUUUUAUUCUUCAUUAUGAAUUUUAUAUUAUAUGAUAAAGAAAGCAAUCCUCUCAACAAAGUCUAAGCACAACCAUUUAGCUUUGGUGGUUAGAAGUGGAUGUUGCAUUCAAUGGAAGUUUCAUAACUUAAUUCUAUAAUAUCCUUAUCUUUUUCCUUAGUUUGAUUGGAAAACAAACAGAUGGAUAGGUUCUUUUCUUUGAUUGUGGAGAUCUCUUAUACUUGUGCAUCUCUUGUGCAAGUUGUUUUGGCAUCUGAAAUUAAUGCCUUGUUGUACAGGUUUCUUUUAAUAUUCUUUGUUUUUUGUUCAUAUAUUUUUGUAUUUUGAUGCAUCAUACAUAUGUGUAUAUAUGUUAGAAGGUUGGAUAGUUUUGAGAAGAAAUCUACGAGGAACUGUUUAUUUAUCAGUUUGGUUUUUGAGAAAAUGGAGUAUCUUGUAUUGCUUCAGAAUGGUCUCGUUGUUUUGUUUACUAUUGCUAUCUCUUGGAAGCUUAUUACAUACAUGUGGGGCUCCUUGAAGAUGGAGAAGGAACCAAUGAAAGUAUUGGUCACUGGUGCUGCAGGGCAAAUAGGUUAUGCCAUUGCUCCAAUGAUUGCAAGGGGAAUCAUGCUGGGUCCUGAUCAGCCUGUGAUUCUGCACUUGCUUGAUAUCGCACCGGCAGCUGAAGCCUUGAAUGGGGUAAAAAUGGAAUUGCUUGAUGCUGCCUUCCCUCUUCUGAAAGAGGUGCAUGCUACCACGGACGUCACUGAAGCUUGUAAAGACGUCAAUAUUGCUAUUAUGCUUGGUGGAUUCCCCCGGAAGGAAGGUAUGGAAAGGAAGGAUAUGAUGUCUAAGAAUGUGCCUAUUUACAAGGAACAGGCUUCGGCCUUGGAGGAGCAUGCUGCUUCGGAUUGCAAGGUGCUAGUUGUUGCCAACCCUGCAAACACCAAUGCUCUCAUCUUGAAAGAAUUUGCUCCUUCAAUCCCAAAGGAAAAUAUCACGUGCCUAACACGACUUGAUCAUAACAGAGCAUUAAGUCAAAUAGCUGAGAGAUUGAAGGUUUAUGUUACUGAUGUCAAGAACGUAAUCAUCUGGGGCAAUCACUCUUCAACUCAAUAUCCAGAUGCCAAUCAUGCGAUUGUCACCACCACAAAUGGAGAGAGACUAGUCAAAGAACUUGAUAUUGACGAUCAUUGGUUAAAAAACGAGUUCAUCAACACUGUACAGCAGCGUGGCGCAGCCAUUAUCAAGGCUCGGAAAGCAUCAAGUGCAUUGUCUGCUGCAAGUGCUGCUUGUGAUCAUAUGCAUGAUUGGGUUCUCGGGACUCCCAAGGGAACGUGGGUUUCCAUGGGAGUGUAUUCUGAUGGUUCUUAUGGGAUCCCAAAGGAUAUUAUUUACUCUUUUCCUGUUAAAUGUGAGAAAGGAAAAUGGUCAAUUGUGAAUGGGCUCAAGAUCGAUGAGUUCUCAAGGGCAAAGAUGGAUGUAACUGCAAAAGACCUCAUUGACGAAAAAGAAGUUGCCCAUUCAUGCCUCAACUAACAAGGAACCCAUCUUCCCUUGGAGAAUAAUGAAGAAGACUUGAUAAUGCAUGUAAAGAAAAAAGGGAUUUCCAAUUUCCAUCCUAACUUUAUGUAAAAAAUUUAUUAGUCACUUAUAUGCUUUGGAACAAUGACAGAACAAGAUAUGUCCUGAGUUGUCUUA
Quercus lobata is the source of this 1692-nucleotide messenger RNA. Its product is annotated as malate dehydrogenase, cytoplasmic-like. Gene Ontology annotation, biological process: malate metabolic process. The record is from RefSeq and is a predicted model, not a curated record. The coding region runs from base 352 to 1530 and encodes 392 amino acids. The transcript is spliced from 7 exons. NCBI's taxonomy places the organism in Eukaryota, Viridiplantae, Streptophyta, Magnoliopsida, Fagales, Fagaceae. Gene Ontology annotation, molecular function: L-malate dehydrogenase (NAD+) activity.